Molecule: messenger RNA, 3424 nt
Organism: Gallus gallus (chicken)
Lineage: Eukaryota; Metazoa; Chordata; Aves; Galliformes; Phasianidae
Gene: PRCC
Product: papillary renal cell carcinoma (translocation-associated)
Cellular component (GO): nucleus
Source: RefSeq, a predicted model, not a curated record
GAGGGAGGGGGAGCGCGGCCGGCGGCCAUUAUCUGGAAGCGCGGCGGCAGACGCGGAGCCGACCUCCUAGCUCUCUGAGCCGCUUCCCGAGUCCCCGUUGCCGCUGCCGUCGGGCGGGGUGGGGCUGCCAUGGCGGCGUAGCCUCGGCCCAUUCCCUCCCUUCCUCCCCGCUGCUCCCGCUGAAAGCGCGGCGGCGGCGCGGCCUAGCCCAGAGGGCGGAUCCUCGGCCUCGCGUAGCGGCUGCCGCCCGCCCGGGGCUGCCCUCCGCGGGUGGCCAUGUCCCUGGUGGCCUACGCCAGCAGCGAGGAGGACAGCGAGGCGGAGGAGGCCGCGGACGAGGAGGUGGAUGCCCCCAACACCCCGCCUCAUGACUCCCCGGUUCCGCAGCCCCCCGCCCGGGGGGGGCUCUUCGCCGCCCUUCCUCCCCCCAAAGCCUCCGCGCUGCCCCCGCUGCCCCCCCAGGGCAGCGGCUUUCCCUUAUUGCCGCCCCCGCCCUUCCUCAUGGGCCCACCGCCUGGCGUAAGGGGCUUCGGCCCCCCCCCCGCCCGCCCCGAGCCCGGCCCCCGGCCCUCCCGAGCAAUCCGCCGGCAGCGGGAGCAGCCUCGGCCCGGGGGACUCCUCCUGCCGCCCCCACGGAACGCCACCAGCGUUGCCUCGGCCCCCGGCCCGUCCCCGCCCGCCUCGGGCCCCACCGCUCUGCCCAGCGCUGGGGGGGACCUGGGACUCCCCAAGCCAAAGAAGAGGACGGAACCGGUGAAGAUCGUAGCCCCCGAGCUGCACCAGGGAAAUUCAGAUUCAGAGGAAGAUGAACCAGCAAAGAAGAAAAAUACUCUUCAGGGACGCGGCGAGGGCUCUGGCUUGUCUGCUUUGCUUCCUCAACCCAAAAACUUGACGGUGAAAGAGACCAAUCGGUUACUUUUGCCCUACGCUUUCUCGAGGAAAGCAGCUGACGGCGCCUCUGAGUCAAAGCCUGCGAAGGCCCCCACCUCAUCCUCCAAAACAAAACCUCCAUCUAAGCCGGCCGUAGCCACAACUCCUUCUCCCUCUGCUAUCAAAGCUGCUGCGAAGAGCGCUGCCCUCCAGGUAACCAAGCAGAUAACGCAGGAGGAGGAUGACAGCGACGAAGAGGUCGAGCCAGAGAACUACUUCUCCUUGUCCGACAGGAGCGAGCCCAGCAUUGUUGCUGCCGAGGCAUUCAUGUACUCAGGCCCGGUGGUGUCGGAGGAGCCACCACCUGGGACGGAGCCAGAGCCUCAGUUCCAAGAUGCUGCUGCCAAUGCCCCCCUGGAGUUCAAGACCGGCGUGGGCUCCAGUGCUGCUCAGCACAGCUGGCUGCCCAAAUCCGGAGAAGACUACGACAGUCAGCCCUAUGGCCAGUUCCCUGCUUAUGGCGAUGCCAGCGGGGCUGAUGCAUAUUAUCAGGAUUACUACAGCAGUGGGUACUACCAGGAGAUGGAACCAGCGCAGGCACCGCCGCAGGAGAUGAGCACCGACUCCUCCUUCCUAGACGAUGAAGCGUUCAAACGGCUGCAAGGCAAGCGAAAUAGGGGGAGAGAAGAAAUCAAUUUUGUGGAUAUCAAGGGUGAUGAUCAGCUGAGUGGAGCCCAGCAGUGGUUGACCAAAUCCUUAACAGAGGAGAAAACCAUGAAAUCAUUCAGCAAGAAAAAAGGAGAUCAGCCCACAGGACAGCAAAGGAGGAAACACCAGAUCACGUACCUGAUCCAUCAGGCGAAGGAAAGGGAACUGGAACUGAAAAACACAUGGUCUGAAAAUAAGCUCAGUCGACGUCAGACUCAAGCCAAAUACGGAUUCUAACACCUCCGUCCCAUGUUUUGGCUCUUGUCCCAGGUGACUUACUGUGUCAGACCUCUCCUGGCCUUCAGAGACCGGCCGGGCUGGUGUUGAGUGCUGUCUGCUCGGUGGGUGGGAGGAUAUUGCACUCCCCUGUCAGGAAAAAGGUUUCCUGUGAACCAUUCCUGAAACUCCACCUGUAAUGGUUCCCCCCUCCCUAACAAACAAUAAUGUGGAAGGUUCAAAUCUGGUCUGUUCUAUACAGCCAGCGACAGUCCCAGGGCAGCUGCAGGAGCUGUGCCUGGUGCAAGGCUUGGAGCUGCUGUCCUGUAGGUGCAGGGCUGUGUGUCUGAAGCAGCCUCAUCACUGGAACCUGAGGCAGAGUCUCUAAACUUCCAUGUCCCACUUUGCUCCUUCCUCAGACUCGCUGUACAUCAAGAGUGUCACUUUUUCCUUCUAAAAGACGCUUUCAAGAGCGAUCCUGUUUGUUGUUUUUCUUUCAGUUGUUGUUUUUAAAUGAGACACGGUCGUGGCUGUUUAAUUUUGGCUGAGUAAAUCCCGUGCUCCUCUCACACGAACGUGGAUUUUUAUGUUUUUUUUUUUUUGGUGUGUGUGUAUGUGGCCAAGUUAUUGUUUUUUGCUCUUGGCUACACCAGCCUGUCCAUCUCAAACCACGCUGAGGGGAAGCUCGUUUUUUUUUGUUACAAAGGAGAAGCAGAGUGACAGAUCAGAGCUUGGAACAGAAGUGAAAGUACUGCAGUGUUGAGUGCAGAAAGCAAUGAAGACCUCAGCCAGCACAAGCUGCUGCUGAGAACCUUUGGGUAUACCUGAUGGUUGUGUGUACAUUGCUUCCCUUUUCCCCUUCCUCCUCCCUCUGACCCAAGGCCGACAGUGCUGUAACAAUCUGAUCUCCACGCUUAUUGAACUGAGUAUCCCAGUUUCCUGGGAGCAGGCACAAUGAAAGCUGCCUACUGUACAUUUAUUUUUCAGCUUUUUAGCUUGUUUGUAUGAAUUUUGUUUCCUAUAAAGGCAUCACAUCUGUUUAAGUGUUAACAUUACCCUCUGGGCUGGGAAGAGGAGACAGUGAGGAGACAGCCUUAACUUUUUAAAAAUUCAAUUGAUUUUAAGGUAUUAGGUCUAGGUGAUGUGACUGCAAAUCAUGUGCAACCUCACCAGCCCGACCCAUGCAUCCUUAGCCAAAUCUCUGUGGCCUCUCUUAGCUCGUUGUUCACCCAGUGUGUGAUGCUGAAGGAAGCAGGGAGCUGGUCUGGUUCUUUAACUCACAUUCCCGACACUGAGGGUUGUAUCUGUUGUAACUGCAGCUAAAACAGCUAAUAGUGGUUACUCCAUUUAGGAAAAACCCCAUGAGGUUGUUUUUCUCCCAUUGCCUGUUUAAAAAAAGGAGCCAAGAAAACAAACCCCAAUGAAAGAAUUUGUUUCUUAGAAUAUUUAAAAGAAGAAAUGUAACUUCUAGUUUAGUUUCCUGGAUGUUUUAGUACUUUGCAGAGCCAAGUUUGAGUAUCCGAAUGACCAAAAUAAAGUUACUGUUGAGUAAUUUAUUCAUAUCUUAUAUGUACAGUGAAAUCCUCUGACAGGAGAUUUGAUAAAGGAAUAAACUUUUAAAUGAACUGAA